Molecule: messenger RNA, 2562 nt
Organism: Cinclus cinclus
Lineage: Eukaryota; Metazoa; Chordata; Aves; Passeriformes; Cinclidae
Gene: NLGN3
Product: neuroligin 3
Exons: 7
Coding region: 1-2562 (853 amino acids)
Biological process (GO): chemical synaptic transmission; neuron cell-cell adhesion; presynaptic membrane assembly
Cellular component (GO): cell surface; postsynaptic specialization membrane; synapse
Molecular function (GO): signaling receptor activity; neurexin family protein binding
Source: RefSeq, a predicted model, not a curated record
AUGUGGCUGAUACUCUGGAGAAGCCCUCUCUUCCCCCCUGUUCUCCAAGUGCCUGAGCUGGUGGCCAGCUGGGACCUGCGUCUCACCCUCUGGGUCCUGAGCUUUGCCUCGAUGGUUGUGCAGAUGGAGGGCCAGGUCUACUCACCCACUGUCAACACACACUAUGGGAAGUUACGAGGGGUGCGUGUGCCGUUGCCCAGUGAGAUCCUGGGGCCCGUGGACCAGUACCUGGGGGUUCCUUAUGCCGCUCCCCCCAUCGGGGAGAAGAGGUUUAUGCCCCCCGAGCCACCACCAUCCUGGUCGGGCAUCAGGAACGCUACCCACUUCUCACCAGUCUGCCCCCAGAACAUCCACAACGCUGUUCCCGAGAUCAUGCUGCCCAUCUGGUUUACCUCCAAUUUGGAUAUCGUGGCCACGUACAUCCAGGACCCCAACGAGGACUGUCUGUACCUCAACAUCUACAUCCCCACGGAGGAUGUAAAACGGAUUUCCAAGGAAUGCACCCGAAAGCCCAACAAGAAAAUAUGUAGGAAAGGAGGAGCCAGCGCUAAGAAACAGGGCGAGGACUUAGCGGAUAAUGACGGUGAUGAAGACGAAGACAUCCGGGACAGCGGGGCCAAGCCGGUGAUGGUGUACAUCCAUGGUGGCUCCUACAUGGAGGGCACGGGGAACAUGAUAGACGGCAGCAUCCUGGCCAGCUAUGGGAACGUGAUUGUCAUCACCCUGAACUACCGCGUUGGAGUGCUCGGGUUCCUGAGCACAGGGGACCAGGCUGCCAAGGGCAAUUACGGGCUGCUGGACCAGAUCCAGGCGCUGCGCUGGGUCAGCGAGAACAUCGCCUUCUUUGGGGGAGAUCCCUUGCGGAUCACUGUCUUCGGCUCCGGCAUCGGUGCCUCCUGUGUCAGCCUGCUCACCCUCUCCCACCACUCUGAAGGUCUCUUCCAGAGAGCCAUCAUCCAGAGCGGCUCUGCGCUCUCCAGCUGGGCAGUGAACUACCAGCCUGUGAAGUACACCAGCAUGCUGGCUGACAAGGUGGGCUGCAAUGUGCUGGACACCGUGGACAUGGUGGACUGCCUGCGGCAGAAGAGUGCCAAGGAGCUGGUAGAGCAAGACAUCCAGCCAGCUCGCUACCAUGUGGCCUUUGGGCCAGUCAUUGAUGGGGAUGUGAUCCCAGAUGACCCAGAGAUCCUGAUGGAGCAGGGCGAGUUCCUCAACUAUGAUAUCAUGCUGGGGGUCAACCAGGGUGAAGGGCUGAAGUUUGUGGAGGGUGUGGUGGACCCUGAGGACGGUGUCUCAGGCAGUGACUUUGACUACUCAGUUUCCAACUUUGUAGACAAUCUGUACGGCUACCCUGAGGGCAAGGACACCUUGAGGGAGACCAUCAAGUUCAUGUACACGGACUGGGCUGACCGGGACAACCCUGAGACACGUCGCAAGACUCUGGUGGCUCUCUUCACUGACCACCAGUGGGUAGAGCCGUCGGUGGUGACAGCUGACCUGCACGCCCGCUAUGGCUCCCCCACCUACUUCUAUGCCUUCUACCACCACUGCCAGAGCCUGAUGAAGCCUGCAUGGUCCGAUGCAGCCCACGGGGAUGAGGUGCCUUAUGUGUUUGGGAUCCCCAUGAUUGGCCCCACAGACCUCUUUCCCUGCAACUUCUCCAAGAAUGACGUCAUGCUCAGUGCUGUGGUGAUGACCUACUGGACCAACUUUGCCAAGACAGGGGACCCCAACAAGCCUGUCCCCCAGGACACCAAGUUCAUCCACACCAAGGCCAACCGGUUUGAGGAGGUGGCCUGGUCCAAGUACAACCCCCGUGACCAGCUGUACCUGCACAUUGGGCUGAAGCCACGGGUACGCGACCACUACCGGGCCACCAAGGUGGCUUUUUGGAAGCAUCUGGUUCCCCACCUGUACAACCUGCACGAUAUGUUCCACUACACCUCCACCACCACCAAAGUGCCACCACCCGACACCACACAGAACUCCCACAUCACCCGCCGGCCCAACAGCAAGAUCUGGACCACCAAGCGCCCCGCCAUCUCGCCCGCCUACAACAGCGAGAACGGGAAGGAGAAGUGGAGCCCAGAGCAAGAGGCGGGCACGCUGCUUGAGAGCCCCCGUGACUACUCCACUGAACUGAGCGUCACCAUCGCCGUGGGCGCCUCCCUCCUCUUCCUCAACGUUCUGGCCUUCGCUGCCCUCUACUACCGCAAGGACAAGCGCCGGCAGGACACGCACCGGCAGCCCAGCCCCCAGCGCGGUGCCUCCAACGACAUCGCCCACGCGCCUGAUGAGGAAAUGCCCUCCUUGCAGGUGAGCCAGGGGCACCAUGAGUGCGAAGCUGUGUCAUCCCACGACACCCUGCGCCUGGCCGCUCUGCCCGACUACACCCUCACCUUGCGCCGCUCUCCGGACGACAUCCCGCUUAUGACCCCCAACACCAUCACCAUGAUCCCCAACUCGCUGGUGGGGCUGCAGACCCUGCACCCCUACAACACCUUCACCGCCGGCUUCAACAGCACGGGGCUUCCGCACUCACACUCCACCACCAGGGUAUAG